AUGGCUGCCCCAUGCCGGACGCAGCCGGUUGCAGCGGUCUUGGCACCGCACAGCCCCUGCCACAGGACACAGCCGAGCUUCUCUAUGACGGCAGAAGAUAUACUUCAGGUUUCAGUAAGGAAAAACCAGUUGGUUUUACACAAAGCAUAUAUUCUAUUACAUUUUGACUUUUUUUCCCCUCUUCUAGAUAAACAUCAUGUCAAUGGAAACAGAAUGGUAGAGCCUUUCCCGGAGGGAACACAGAUGGCUGUAUUUGGUAUGGGCUGUUUCUGGGGAGCCGAGAGGAAGUUCUGGAGACAGAAGGGAGUCUACUCCACUCAAGUGGGUUACGCAGGAGGGUAUACUCCAAAUCCUACCUACAAGGAGGUCUGUUCAGGUAAAACUGGCCACACGGAGUCUGUACGAGUUGUAUAUCAGCCAGAAGACAUCAGCUUUGAGAAACUGCUCAAGGUCUUCUGGGAGAAUCAUGACCCGACACAAGGAAUGCGGCAAGGCAAUGACUUUGGCACGCAGUAUCGCUCGGCCAUCUACACCUUUUCUCAAGAACAGAUGGAAGCUGCCUUGAGAUCUAAGGAAGAAUAUCAAAAGGUAUUGACGGAGGGCGGUUUUGGUCCCAUCACAACAGAAAUCCGGGAGGCUCCAGAGUUUUAUUACGCUGAAGAUUACCAUCAGCAGUACCUCAGUAAGAACCCCGGCGGAUACUGCGGCCUCGGGGGAACCGGGCUUUCCUGCCCUGUUGGGAUCAAGAAAUAG
Opisthocomus hoazin is the source of this 753-nucleotide messenger RNA. NCBI's taxonomy places the organism in Eukaryota, Metazoa, Chordata, Aves, Opisthocomiformes, Opisthocomidae. The record is from RefSeq and is a predicted model, not a curated record.